AUGCGCCGUUGGCCGCUGCUGGGAGCUGGAGCAGAGUUGCAGGAAUUCAGCAGGAUCCUGAGAAGAAAGUCUGAAACUGAGUACUGGCUGCAAGCACCAUGUCUAAAGUGGUGCAGAAAAAAAAACCAUUGGACAACUAAAGUGCAUGAGAGCGCGGUGGGCAAGAGCCAAGUGGAGGAGCUGAAUGUUCUGAUCUCAGGUGGAGCUGAGAAUGGCGAGUUUUCUUAUCUGAGGGAAGGAAAUCAUCAGAUCGUCUGCGGCAGCGGGGAGCUAAGGGAAGGCGAACUCUUACUGGAAGUCGAUGGAGUGCAUGUGUCUGGGCUCCCUCUAUAUGAUGUGCGCAGUGUGGUCAGGAACAGUAAAGAUCCGAUCCGCCUGAAGACCGUCAAACAAGGAAGUAAACUCAACAAAGAUCUACGACACUAUCUUAGUCAGAGAUUUCAAAAAGGAUCAGCAGAUCACGAACUGCAGCAGACAAUACGGGACAACCUUUAUCGACAUGCUGUGCCUUGCACAACGAGACCACCUCGUGACGGUGAAGUUCCUGGUGUUGACUACAAUUUUCUCACAGUAAAGGAGUUCGUUGACCUAGAGGAGAGUGGCACUCUUCUAGAAGUUGGGACGUAUGAAGGUAACUAUUAUGGAACACCCAAACCUCCAAGCCAGCCGUACAGCAGGGAAGUAAUUACCAGUGAUGCUUUGCGAGGUUCUCAAUCUGGCUCAAAGCCGACCCCAAAACGAAGCAAGUCGUACAAUGAUAUGCAAAACGCUGGAAUAGAGCAACCAGAAAAUGAAGAUGAUGAGGAAAACCCUGAAAUGAAUAGCAGUUUUACAGAUUCUAGUGAACAAGACGAGCACAACACCCCCAAAGAAGCAGCACCUCUGUACAGCAACCUCACUAGUUCCAAUAGCCAUAAGACAGAGCUGCCGCAGCAACCAGUACAUCACUCGGAUCUCGCAGUGGACAGUCUCGGCCCUCUGCCUGAUAACUUGGAAAUGGCAUUCACUGAAAAUGGAGAAGUCUACUUUAUUGACCAUAAUACAAAGACCACAUCAUGGCUUGAUCCAAGGUGCCUCAACAAGCAGCCUAAGCCACUGGAAGAAUGUGAAGAUGAUGAAGGGGUACACACAGAGGAACUGGACAGUGAAAUAGAGCUGCCCACUGGAUGGGAGAAAAUAGAUGACCCUGUAUAUGGCGUCUAUUAUGUCGAUCACAUCAAUCGGAAAACACAGUACGAGAAUCCUGUUGCUGAGGCCAAGCGCAAAAAGCAACUUGAGCAGCAACAAGCAGAAGAGUGGACAGAGCAUCAAGCAUCUCCUGGUCCCAAAGCUCCAAACUACACGCAGAAUAAUCAGGACACCUUCAGAGAAGCCCCAGCGCAAGGUGGCAAGCCCUUCUUUACAAGAAACCCUGCAGAGCUGAAGGGACAGUUCAUCAACACCAAACUAAAGAAAAGUACCCGAGGGUUUGGAUUCACUGUUGUUGGUGGGGAUGAGCCUGAUGAAUUUCUGCAGAUUAAAAGUUUAGUUCUUGAUGGGCCUGCAGCACUGGAUGGCAAAAUGGAGACAGGUGAUGUUAUAGUAAGUGUAAAUAGCAGUUGCGUGCUGGGAUAUACGCAUGCUCAAGUUGUGAAAAUAUUCCAGUCGAUUCCCAUUGGAGCAACAGUGGAUCUUGAACUUUGCCGGGGUUAUCCUCUGCCAUUUGAUCCAGAUGACCCAAAUACCAGUUUGGUAACUUCAGUGGCUAUUUCAGAUAAAGAGCCAAUUAUUGUCAAUGGUCAAGAAAAUUGUGACUCCCUUUCAAGCCACAGUAGCCAAACAGCUCCUGCAAAUGGGAAUGGAGUGAAAGAUCAGAGACCAUAUAGCCCAUCAUCUGGUGAGGUUUCAUCGAAUGGAUCCCAUACAGGCUACGGCAAUGAUAAUGCCUCCCUGGCUUCCUCUAUAGCCACUCAACCUGAACUUAUAACUGUUCAUAUAGUGAAAGGCCCCAUGGGCUUUGGUUUCACCAUAGCAGACAGUCCUGGUGGUGGCGGUCAAAGAGUUAAACAAAUUGUGGACGGUCCGCGCUGUCGAGGCCUGAAAGAAGGGGAUCUCCUACUGGAAGUCAACAAGAAGAAUGUCCAGAACUUAAGUCAUAAUCAAGUAGUUGAUACACUGUUAGAAUGUCCCAAAGGAAGUGAAGUGACACUCCUGGUUCAGCGAGGAGGACCACUUCCCAAGAAAAGCCCAAAGUCGCAGGCACUGGAAAGGAAGGACAGCCAGAACAGCUCCCAGCACAGUGUCUCCAGCCAGCGGAGCACACACACUGCUUCACCAGUCCUGGGCGCCCCUGGGCUUCCUGACUAUCCUUCGAACGAGGUACCAGCAGUGGAUCAAACGGAUAUCUCUGGGCAAAGGAAGCCAGAUCCUUUUAAAAUCUGGGCCCAGUCAAGAAGCAUGUAUGAAAGUAGACUUCCCGAUUACCAGGAGCAAGAUAUUUUCCUCUGGAGAAAAGAAACUGGAUUUGGAUUUAGGAUACUUGGUGGAAAUGAACCAGGAGAGCCAAUCUACAUUGGUCACAUUGUGCCACUGGGUGCCGCCGAUGCGGAUGGACGGCUGCGAACAGGUGAUGAGCUGAUUUGUGUGGAUGGCACAGCAGUGGUUGGAAAGUCCCACCAGCUCGUGGUUCAGUUAAUGCAACAAGCUGCUAAACAGGGCCAUGUCAAUCUUACUGUGAGGCGUAAAGUGGUUUACGCAGCAGCUGUUCCAAAGCCUGAGACAGAAGUGUCUGCCUCGCCGGUCUCAUCACAUCACAGCAGCAACCAGGCAGUGUCCUUGACUGAAGAGAAGCGCACGCCACAAGGCAGUCAGAACUCGUUGAACACAGUGAGCUCGGGGAGUGGCAGUGCCAGUGGCGGAGGGACUGGUGGCAUUGGCGGUGGACCAGGUGUACAGCCGUAUGAUGUGGAGAUACGCCGUGGAGAAAGUGAAGGGUUUGGCUUUGUGAUUGUCUCCUCUGUCAGUCGACCAGAGGCCGGCACUACUUUUGGCAAUGCAUGUGUAGCCAUGCCUCACAAAAUAGGUCGGAUAAUCGAAGGAAGCCCCGCAGACCGCUGUGGCCAACUUAAAGUUGGAGACCGUAUCUUAGCUGUUAACGGAUGUUCGAUUACCAACAAGUCCCAUUCGGAUAUUGUCAAUUUGAUCAAGGAGGCUGGAAACACUGUUACCUUGCGCAUCAUUCCUGGUGAUGAAUCCUCCAAUCCAUCUUUGCUAACAAAUGCAGAAAAGAUUGCAACAAUUACAACCACUCACACCCCUCAGCAGCCACCGCAGGAAGGACGGAAUAAUGCAAAACCAAAGCCAGAUGUAUCAUAUGAUUAUAAAUCAGCUCAGGAGCCUGAACUGUACACUGUGGAAUUGGAUAAGGGACCAAAGGGUUUUGGAUUCAGUCUUCGUGGUGGGCGUGAAUACAACAUGGAUCUGUACGUACUCCGAUUGGCUGAGGAUGGUGCAGCCAUAAGAAAUGGUAAAAUGAAGGUUGGAGAUGAAAUUCUGGAGAUCAAUGGAGAAACAACCAAGAACAUGAAGCAUUCUCGUGCUAUAGAGCUGAUUAAAAAUGGUGGUCGAAGAGUCUGCCUAUUUCUCAAACGUGGAAAUGGUUAUGUGCCAGAAUAUGACCCAAACAAUGACCGGGGCAGUUCCACAACAGGCUCACAAAAUGUACCGGAAGUGAAACACUUAUCAGAAAGACGACCUCAUCCAUUACUGGAAUCCAGUUAUCCACCAGAAAUUCACAAAUCAUCACAGCACAGAGAUAGGAGGGUUAAUGAACAACAGCCAAUAGGAAGAAAGGAACACAGCAGACCAACCAAUGAACACUACAAUAAGACCUGGAAUGAUACUUACAAAAAAAAAGAAAAUGUACCUGGAAGGAGGAAGGACAGAUCACUUGAUAGGAAAGAAAGAAAGGCAGAGAAUGGAUACCACCAAAGAUCUCCUGAUAGAGGGAGGGAUGUAUCAAGGAUGACAGAUCAAAAUAUGGAAAAGAAUGGAAGAUCACUUGGCAGACAUAAGGAACCACCACAUGACAGGAGAAAAAGGUCACCAGAAAGGAGAUGGGAAGAUUUACCUGAUAGAAGAAGAGAAAAGUCACCUAGCAAGAGAAAUGACAAGUCAUCUGAUAGAACAAGGGAAAGAUCACCACACAGAAAGAAUGAAAAUGCAGCUGAGAGAAGGAGGGAACGGUCACCUGAGAGAAGGAGACACAAGUCUCUUGACCCAAAAAGAGACAGAUCACCUGAAAAGAGAAGUAAAGCUGAAGAAAGAUCCAGGCGCACAGAUGAACAUAACAUGGAGAAAAAUGACUCUUCCCGAAGUUCCAGACAGUCCCCACAGCCAAGACGAAAGGCAUUUAGAGAAUGCAGCACUGAUCUUAGCAUCUGAAUAAAGAAUUAUGCACUGGAUAAGUCAAGUUCUGCCUAAAAGGACAACAUAGGUUCUCUGAAAUGAUCCCAAAGGUGAUUAGAGAUCAUCAGCUUGAAAAAAACUUGAGGCCUACUGAUGUAAAAAAAAGUUGAAUACAAACAAAAGUAACUGUACAUAUGUCAGGAAAAUGUUAACAGUGAAAUGUGCCUGACCCAACACAAGCUAGGGAUUGCUCAAAGGAAAAUAGUAUUGAAAUUACAUGUCAAAUGUAAGCCUUAAUUGUAUUAUUGAUUUUAGAUAACUUGCCAGAUAUUUUGUUAGUUCUUGGGGUGUCUCCAACAUUGUAAUGAAAUAAGAUGACAUUAGCACAAAAUUAUUGCACUUUGUUGAAACACUAUGCUGUUUUAAUACUGAAUAUUUUUCUAUAUCAUGCAAAGAAUUUGGAAGCUUUCCAAAACAUCUAAAAAUUGGUGGGUAUGGCAUUGUUUAAACUGGUGAGUAACUGAGCAGAUAACACAUCAGAAGAGCAAGUUUCUAAACUGGAGUAAUAUGACUCACAAUGCUGAUAUCAAGGAAAGAGUAUGUUUAGACCAUUCAAAAAAAGUGACUGAAAAGAUUGUGCAGACUUCAGCAUUAAUUAUAAACAGGUGGUGUAUCAAAAUUUAGAAGUGGAAUUGUAAUGUAGGUUCAUUUGAUAAUUUCUAUGCCCAUUGCAAAAGGAGACUGUGUGGUGAAGGUCUGCUGUGGCACUGAAUGAAAAAUGAAAGAAACUGCCUAGCUGAGCCAUGAAGAUGCUCUUCAUUAUUGUUGAACCACUAAGUGAACUGCUUUCAGUGCUUCAGUGUGUACAUGUAUACUGUUCACAUUUCCAUUACAACACAAAGUAAGCAUUGCAAGUUUUAUCACUGAUGUUGCCAUGAUACUGUACAAAUGUAUGACUAACCAUCUUGUGUACAAAGUUUAAAUUGUAAUUAAUAGACCCUGUUGCAAAAUGAUGCCUUUCCUGUAAAAAGAGUAAAACAAUGGCAAAACUAAUUGUGAGGAAUGUGAUAGUGUUUAUAUUUCGGAAAUGGAACAAACUGAUUUAUGGGACAUAUUUUAAAGUAAAAUGAUUCAGGUAUAUAAAACUCUUUUCAAAAGGAAUACUAUAUCAGUAAUUAUUAAGUUUUGUUUGUUUUUAAAUUCUAUUUCUUGAUGGUGACCUUGCCUGUGUAUUAUAAAACACUUGUAUGCAGUCUGUGUUCUUUAAGCAUUAAUUCUUGCAAUGUGCUUUAGACCUAAUGUUCUGCUGUGUAGAUUGAAAGCAAUAUAUGGGCAACUCUUUUUAUAAACUACUAUGCAUAUAUAAAUAUUACAUUGUUCAUAGCUUGACCCAUGUGGCUAUAUACAUAGCAUAAGUGUAGUAAGGUGUAGCAGUAGAUGUUAAUAUAUCCGUAUAGCUUCCACCCUCAACCCCAUGCCCAACAAGAUCACAAUGUAUAUGUAGCUACAAAAAAAAGUCUGUGAAUGCUAUUUUUAUUAUCAAAUAAAGUUUUCCAUGCAAAUUCAACAGUUUAGUGUUAGUGAGUGUAAUAAUGGGUCUGUCCUGUUUUCUACUGUUUGACUGUCUUCCAAGCUAUAUUUUUGUAAGGUGCUCAAAAACAGACAUUGAUGCUUUGUCUUUCUCUGUUACCUCAGUCUAUAUUGUUUGAGUAUGUACAUCUGAUUAUUUGGUCGAAGGGUUAUAGUCACAAAAAAAAAUUGGAAUUUAAUGUAUCUUUAAAAUUAGGCCUGACAACAGUCUUUCCCUAUUAAAGGCUCAAUAUUUGUCAACUUACAAGAGGGAAGUGGCAAAUUUACUGCAGGUUUCCAUCAGCAAGUUUUUAAAGUAGCUUUCACAGAAGAAGUAAACCAUUUCUUGCAUGAUAUAGAUUUGAUGCCAGCUCCUAUUGAUAUAAAUAUGAAUGCUUACAGUGGCAGUAUUGUAAUUAUUGAUCUCAGUUGGUAUACAGUGCAUGGUUUCCUAGUCUAAAGCAGAUCUUUUUCCCAUAAAGGAAUAGAAUUCUACUGUUGUCCUGUUAUCAUGGUUUGAAUUCUCUUUCACAAUGUUGGUAAUUUUCAAUGACAGUGUGGGAAUAUUGUUCACAAAUUUACAAGGGACUAAUGAUUACGAAUUGAACACAAGUCAACA
Molecule: messenger RNA, 6574 nt
Organism: Pristis pectinata (smalltooth sawfish)
Lineage: Eukaryota; Metazoa; Chordata; Chondrichthyes; Rhinopristiformes; Pristidae
Gene: magi1b
Product: membrane associated guanylate kinase, WW and PDZ domain containing 1b
Exons: 24
Coding region: 1-4422 (1473 amino acids)
Biological process (GO): signal transduction
Cellular component (GO): cytoplasm
Molecular function (GO): protein binding
Source: RefSeq, a predicted model, not a curated record